AUGGGGGGAUGCUGGCCCCAAGCUUGUACCCCCUGUCCAUACCUGGGUUUCUCCAUUCUGGAGCUCGCUGAGCCAGAGCCCGGGAUGAACGGCUCAGUGCCGGGGCCGCUGCUGGUGGAGCACCCCAGCGAGUGCGUGCCCAACAACCCGGUGCAGUUCGUGCUGGUGCCCGUGAUCUACUGCCUGGUGCUGUGUGUGGGGCUGCCGGGCAACCUGGUGGCAUUGCUGGUCUUCCUGCAGAGUGGCAAGGUGAGGAAGGCCAUCCGCAUCUACCUCAUCAACCUCACGCUGGCUGACAUCCUCUUCAACCUCACCCUGCCCUUCUGGAUCCACUACUACCUGGCUGGGGGGGACUGGCUGCUCUCAGAGGCCGCCUGUCGCCUGGCCGGGGCCGCCUACUACCUGGCGACCUACAGCGCCAUCACCUUCAUGGCGCUCAUCAGCUUCAACCGGUUCUGCGCGGUGCGGGCCGCGCUGCCGCUGACGGGGCCCCGCGGCGCCGCGCUGGCCUGCGCCCUGGCCUGGCUGCUGGGGCUGGGCUGUGCCGUGCCCACCCUGGCCACGCACCAGACCCUCCCCACGCGCGCCGGGACCACCGCCUGCUUCGAGCAGCACGGCCGGCAGCGGGGCUACGCCUACGCCAUGGUGGGCUUCUUCUCCGCCGCCUUCCUGCUGGUGCUGGGCACCUACGCCUCCAUCGCCCGGACGCUCUCGCUGCCCGCCGCGGUCUCGCCAGGCUCCCACCGGCGGCAGGCCCGUGCCAUGGUGCUGGGGAUGCUGCUGGUCUUCGUGGUCUGCGUGGCCCCCUACCACCUGACACUGGCCCCCUGGGUGGGUAGCCGGCCCCCUGCGCCGCCCUGUGGGUCCCCUGACACCCUGGAUGUGCUGCACACACUGAGUGUGGCCCUGCUCAGCCUCAACAGCUGCCUGGACCCCCUCAUUUACUGCUUCUCCAUCCGGCGCUUCCGCGCUGACCUGGCUCGGACCCUGCGCAAGAUCGGCCGCUGCUUCCCGCUGCCCCCGCCGGCCCCGCCGGGACCAGUGCCCGGUGCCCGAGCAUCCUCCUUCACCUCCUCCUAG
Messenger RNA from Ficedula albicollis (Collared flycatcher), 1080 nucleotides. RefSeq names its product platelet-activating factor receptor-like. The transcript has 3 exons. Bases 1 to 1080 code for a protein of 359 amino acids. Gene Ontology annotation, cellular component: membrane. The record is from RefSeq and is a predicted model, not a curated record. Gene Ontology annotation, molecular function: G protein-coupled receptor activity. Gene Ontology annotation, biological process: phospholipase C-activating G protein-coupled receptor signaling pathway; positive regulation of Rho protein signal transduction. NCBI's taxonomy places the organism in Eukaryota, Metazoa, Chordata, Aves, Passeriformes, Muscicapidae.